AUGGCGGUGUCGUUCGAGGGCGACGACGUGCGGCAGGGCGUGCCGGAGAACCUCGAGAACCUCGUCGCGCCGCACAUCGACUCCUUCGACUAUUUCGUCGAGCGCGGGUUACCAGAAGCUGUUCGCCUGAUUCGACCCGUGGAAGUGCACGACUCGUUCAGGAAGCUCAAAUUCUACUUGUGGUGGGAGAAUCCGAGCAUCACAAAGCCUUUUAGCGAGGAUGGCCAGCACCGACCCGUUUACCCCUCAGAGUGUCGCCAGGCGGGCACCACCUACCGGGGCGACUUCCGCAUCGACCUCUGCGUCUCCUACUUUGACGAGGACGAUGACGUGGCGCUUGCUGACGUGGCGAAGGGUCCCAUGCAGCGCCAGCAGCUGAGCCUGGGCAGGGUGCCAAUCAUGGUCAAGUCCGGUUCAUGUCAUCUGCGCCACCUCACGCAGGAGCAGCUCGUGCGGCGCAAGGAGGAGAGCAUCGAGCUCGGCGGCGCGGGGGAGAGCGAGGGGGUGGUGCUGAGCCACCCGCGCCACCUCACUCAGGAGCAGCUCGUGCGGCGCAAGGAGGAGAGCAUCGAGCUCGGCGGCUACUUCAUCUGCAACGGCAUCGAGCGUCUCAUCCGCCUGCUCAUUGCUCCCCGCCGCAACUAUGUGAUGAAUCUGCGGCGCCCCACACUGCUAAAGAAGGGGCUCAACUUCAGUGACAUGGCCACCACCAUCCGGUGUGUGCGCACGGACCAAUCAGCAGUGACCAACCGGGUCGUCUACGUCAACGACGGCAACGCAUGCUUCAACUUCUCCCUGAGGAAGCAAGAGUAUUUCAUCCCCGUGGGGAUCAUUCUCAAGUGCCUAGUGGACGUCUCAGAUGCAGAGCUGUACGAGCAUCUGACGGCCAUCCUAACAGCACAGCAGGCUGCAGCCGACCCUCCGGAGACCGACACGCAGCUCGCACCAACCGAAGGAGGAGCAGCAGAGGCAGCCACAAAACCACCGGCAGCAGCAGCGGCGGCGGGGUUGGGAACGCAGUUUGUGAGGGAGAGGGCGCUGGUGGUGUUGAGUCACCCGCGCUCUCUGGGCCUCUUCACUCGCAUGGAGUGUCUGGCUUUCCUUGGAAAGACCUUCCGACCUGCUGUCAACGUUCCCAGCUACAAGCCAGACGCAUAUGUGAGUGGCGUGGCAGUCAAUCAUAAUGGGCUUGUGCUCGUCCAUGCCUUCUCCUUCCCACGCAUCCUCUUCCUCCCCCCUUUCCGACUCCCUCUGUUCCUCUCUGCUCCCCACCUCUGCAACCCCCCCUUCCACAGGCGCCUCAAACUUAGUUCUGCCUCCUCUCCUGCACGCUGUCUACUUUUGAGGCGCCUCAAACUUAGUUCUGCCUCCUCUCAUGCAUGCUGUCACCUUCUUUUCCCUCCCUCGCCUCCCUCUCUCGUCCAUCCCACAGUACCCUCCACGUGCCUCCUCCACACAUGCCCCAACGGGCCUAGUGCGUCUCGGCAAGCCCAUGAGCAAUCUGCGCCUCCUUGGCUCGUUAUAGGGCUCAUCUCCCCCCUUUUGCGCUCGGCUCUCUUUGCCUUGUGCCUGUGCCUGCCUCUUUCUGAUGUCUUCGUGCCUCCACCCCUCCCUCUCAGUUUCAUGCUGCACAAGCUGUGCUUUAUGCUGCACAAGCUAUGGUCGAUGGUGGACGGGCUAUCACAGGAGGACUCAAUGGACACGCUCAUGCAUCACGAGCUCUACCUGCCAGGCCACAUCCUCAACAUCUUCAUCAAGCUCUACCUGCACGGCCACAUCCUCAACAUCUUCAUCAAGGUCCGUCCGCUCUCCUUCCCUGCCUGCAUGCACGACGCAAGCGCAGCACAUGCUCCCACUCUCUUUGGGUUGACUCUCAAGACAGGCUCAUGCAUCACGAGCUCUACCUGCCCGGCCACAUCCUCAACAUCUUCAUCAAGGAGAAUCUACAGCUGCACAAGAUCCAAGCGUAUGCCGCCCCCCUCCUCACUUCUCCCCCCUUCCUUUCCCUGCCCCGAGAAGCUGCAGGUACACCUGCACAAGAUCCAAGCGCACGCCGCCCAGGAGCUCGUCGACAACCCCACCACCACGGACCUCCGCGCCUCCAACUGGCUGCGCCGCCUCGUCGAGGGCAGCCGGCCCGGGGCGGCAGGGGCGGCGCCGGCGGGUGGGCUUUCGAUGACGUUUAUAGGGAAGGACAUCGAGUACAUGCUGAACACGGGGAAUCUGGCGAGCCCGUCUGGGCUGGACAUGCAACAGAGGUCGGGGUUCACUGUGGUGGCGGAUAAGCUCAACUGGCACCGCUACCUCUCGCAUUUCCGCUCCGUGCAUCGAGGAGCGUUCUUCUCCACUCUUCGGACGACUACUGUGCGCAAGCUGCUGCCCGAGGCUGGGCUGGGGAUGACGUUUAUAGGGAAGGACAUCGAGUACAUGCUGAACACGGGGAAUCUCGCGAGCCCGUCUGGGCUGGACAUGCAACAGCGGUCGGGGUUCACUGUGGUGGCGGAUAAGCUCAACUGGCACCGCUACCUGUCUCACUUUAGAUCCAUGCAUCGAGGGGCGUUCUUCUCCACUCUUCGGACCACCACUGUGCGCAAGCUGCUGCCAGAGUCGUGGGGGUUCGUGUGUCCCGUGCACACACCAGACGGCGCCCCCUGUGGCCUGCUCACCCACCUCUCAGCCCCAUGCACUGUCGCCGCCAACCUCAACCCCCCUUCCCUCUUUUCCACCCACCCCGUCUCAUCUCACGGCAGGUCGUGGGGGUUCGUGUGUCCCGUGCACACACCCGAUGGGGCCCCCUGCGGUCUCCUCACUCACCUGUCAGCCCCAUGCACUGUCACCACCGACCUCACUCCCCCUCCCCUCGCCUCCCCCUCCCCCUCCGCCCCCUCCUCCUCCUUAGCCCUCCUCCCCUCCACCCCUGGCUCUGCUCUCGUCCCCCACACCCCCUCCACACCUGCCGGAACUCCCGGAGCAGCCUCCCUAGCCUCGGGGCUAGGUUCGGGGGUAGGCUCGGUGAAGUCCCGCGACGCGAUUGGCCGAGCGGUGCUGCGGUGUCUGGCGCCGUUUGGGCUGGCGGCGGUGGGGGCGGGGGUGCCGCCCCCUGCCCCGCCUCCGGUGUUUCUGACGGUGAUGCUCGAUGGGUGUCUACUGGGGCACAUUCACUCAGAAAUGGCACCGGCCGCGGUGAAGCAUCUGAGUUCAGUGGGGCUAGUGGCAGUGUCUCUGAUGGUGAUGGUGGAUGGGUGUGUGAUGGGGCACAUUCAUUCCGAGAUGGCACCGGCUGGGAUCCCUCGGGACCUAGAGGUCGCCUUCAUCCCCUUCUCCCAGCAAGGAACCUUCCCGGGCAUUUUCCUCUUCUCUGCGCCGGCUCGCUUCGUUCGGCCUGUGCGGCAGCUGCCCUCCCUCAACCCCAGGGCCGCCGCUGCACCCACCUUCGAGCUCAUUGGCAGCCUCGAGCAGGUGAGCACUGGGGCAGGUGGGCACUGGGGCAGGUGGGCACUGGGGCAGGUGGGCACUGGAGCAGGUGGGCACUGGAGCAGGUGGGCACUGGGGCAGGUGGGUACUGGAGCAGGUGGGCACUGGAGUAGCAGUAGUAGCAACGAGAACGGCAUGGGAGCGAGGACUACAACUCUCCCAUGUCUCUUUCUUUCUUCUCCCACUUUUCCCCUUUCUCUCUUGUACCCCGUCUCCCCCUUCCCCCCUACUCCUUUCCGUCUCUUCUCCUUCAUCCCCCUCUUCCUCCCUUCCUAUCAGGUCUUUCUCGACGUGCUCUGCCCGGAUGCUCAUCGUGAAUUUCAAGUCGACGCAAAAAUCCCUCUCCCCGUCCUCUUCCUUCCCCACCCCUUCCCGGCCUUUCUCCCCCGGCAGGUCUUUCUUGACGUGCUCUGCCCCGAUGGUUCGUCGGCCCCUUCCGCCCCGUCCGGCCAAGCCUCGGCGACAGGUUCGGCGACGCACGAGGAGGUUCGGCCGACGGAUAUCCUGAGUGUGAUGGCGAGCCUGACCCCUUGGUCCGAUUACAACCAGAGCCCCCGCAACAUGUACCAGUGCCAGAUGGGGAAGCAAACGAUGGGCAUGCCGCUGCACUCGUUCCCCUUCCGCAACGACAACAAGCUGUACCGCCUACAGACGCCCCAGACGCCCAUCGCACGCACGGCAGCGUAUGACGACUAUGCCAUGGACCACUACCCCACUGGGGCCAACGCGGUCGUGGCCGUGCUGGCUUAUACCGGCACGGCAGCGUAUGACGACUAUGCCAUGGACCACUACCCCACUGGGGCCAACGCUGUCGUUGCGGUGCUGGCUUAUACUGAGUAUGUGGGUGUGCUACAAGGGGGAUGGGUGAGUGAGUGGGCAGCAGCACGGCAGCGUAUGAUGACUAUGCCAAGGAUCAACACCCGGUACGACAUGGAGGAUGCGAUGAUCAUCAACAAGUCGUCCAUGGAGAGGGGCUUUGGCCACGGUUACAUCUACAAGAACGAGGUGAUCGAGGCCACCCAGGGCUCAGCGGCACGUGUGGCCAAGUUCACGCCGUCCGGGCUGCCCGUGCAGAUGCUGGGGCGGGCGGCCAGUCACCGGCGCGGACACAAGUGGACCAUCGACACCGAUGGGCUGCCCCGCCCUGGGGAGGUGAGCGCAGAGGGUUUGCCUGUGCCGAUUCUGGGGCGGCCUGUUAGCAACCAGCGCAGGCACAAGUGGACCAUUGACACUGAUGGGCUGCCCCGCCCUGGGGAGCACAUCACGAGCGGCGACGUGUAUGCAUGCAAGGUGAACACGGUGACGGGCAAGGCGGACGAGAUCAAGCUCAAGGGGUCAGAGGAUGCGGUGGUGGACGGGGUCACGCUCAUCGGCACCGGCGCUAAGACAGCGCUCACUAAGGCCUCCGCGCGCAUGUGCUUUGGGCGCUUGCCGCAGAUAGGGGACAAGUUCAGCAGCAGGCACGGGCAGAAGGGAGUGCUGUCACAGCUCUGGCCCGAUGUGGACAUGCCCUUCGCCUCCUCCUCCUCCCCUGUUAGAAUGCCGACCUGCCACCCUCCCUGGAUCCCCCUCCCCACCACCUCUGUUGUACCCAUCUGCACCCUUCUGCACCCAUCUGUACCCCCCUAUUCCCCUUUUUCCUUCCUUUCCCCGCAGGCAUCCGUGCGCAUGCGCUUUGGUCGCCUGCCACAAAUAGGAGACAAGUUCAGCAGCAGGCACGGGCAGAAGGGAGUGCUGUCACAGCUCUGGCCCGAUGUGGACAUGCCCUUCGCCUCCUCCUCCGGCAUCCGUCCAGACAUCAUAAUCAACCCCCAUGCCUUCCCCUCGCGCAUGACCAUUGGCAUGCUCGUCGAGUCAGUUGCUGCUAAGGUGAGAGAAAGGCACAUCAUCAUCAACCCCCACGCCUUCCCCUCGCGCAUGACCAUAGGCAUGCUCGUCGAAUCAGUUGCAGCCAAGGGUGGAGCCUUGCACGGAAACUUCGUGGAUGCUUCCCCGUUCCGCCCUGCCACGCCCAACCCCCCGCCGCUCACCAUGAGCCUCAAGUCUCGCCAGCCCGCCCCGCGACGUGGCGCCUCCCGAUUGGCCCGUUCCUCUGCUGGUACCCCUGGUCUCUCCACUCCUGUACCCCGCCCAAAACUGCACAAGAAAUCUGGUGCCCCCCCCACCCCUGCUACUCCUGCCACUCCUGCUGCUGCUGGUGGUGCUGAGAAAGGGCCUGGAAGUUUCACACCCUUGGAUCUCCCAACCCCUGCUUCAUCUGCCAAGCCUGGCCUGGCUGCCAAACCUGCUGCAGGUCCGGCGGCAGCAGGUAGGGCAGGAGAAUCAAAUCAGCCACAGAAUCGCGAGGAUCUGGUGGACACAUUCGGGCGGCAACUGGUGGAAAAGGGAUUCAGCUACUAUGGCACAGAGACCAUGUAUAGCGGAGUGUACGGGUGCGAAAUGGAGUGUGAAAUUUACCUAGGAGUGGUGUAUUAUCAGCGGCUGCGGCACAUGGUAUCAGAUAAAUUCCAGGUGCGGUCUACCGGGCCUGUGAACCCGCUCACGCAGCAACCGGUGAAGGGGAGGAAGAAGGGCGGUGGAGUGCGGUUCGGAGAGAUGGAGCGCGAUGCAAUGCUGUCCCACGGCGCGGCGUUUCUCUUACACGACCGGCUACACUCGUGCUCAGACUACCACACCACUGACGUCUGCUCUCUCUGCGGCUCCCUGCUAGCUCCGGCGCUGUCUCGUCCCCGAGGCGGGUCGGCAGGUUCGGACACAGCUGUGGCGCUAGGCCUGGGGCUGGGGGCUGGCGUGGGGUAUGGGACGGUGGGGGGGGAGCUGCGACAGAAGAAGAUGGUGUGUCGUGUGUGUGGUACGGGGAAGGGCGUGGUGCGAGUGGCGAUGCCGUAUGUGUUCAAGUAUCUGGCUGCUGAGCUGGCAGCAAUGAACAUCAAGCUCACACUGGGUGGCGUGGUGCGAGUGGCCAUGCCGUAUGUGUUCAAGUAUCUGGCUGCUGAGCUGGCAGCAAUGAACAUCACGCUUACACUGGGUGUGUGGACUGCGGUGUUUCACGUCACGAUGAUUUCUUAG
Molecule: messenger RNA, 6543 nt
Organism: Closterium sp. NIES-65
Lineage: Eukaryota; Viridiplantae; Streptophyta; Zygnematophyceae; Desmidiales; Closteriaceae
Source: the annotation of a GenBank genome assembly